ACAUUUGUGACAAACAUCUAUCACUUAAUUACUUCUUUAAAUACCAUGUCAGUUUACAUUGUUGCCACUGCCAGAACUCCUAUUGGUGCGUUCCAAGGAGACUUGUCCUCCUUGACAUACAGUGACUUGGGGGCUCAUGCCGUCAAGGCUGCGUUGUCCAAGGUCGAUAUCAAGCCUGAACAGGUGGAUGAGGUGCUUUUUGGGGGUGUUCUCCAAGCCAACGUUGGUCAGGCUCCCGCCAGACAAGUGGCACUUAAGGCUGGGUUGCCAGAAUCAGUGGUGGCCACUACCAUCAACAAGGUUUGUGCUUCUGGAAUGAAAUCCAUCAUCUUGGGAGCCCAAACGAUUAUUUGUGGUACCAACGAUAUUGUGGUUGCUGGAGGUGCUGAAUCGAUGUCCAACGCUCCUUACUACCUCCCCAGUGCCAGAGGUGGUGCCCGGUUCGGAGAUUCCUCGAUGGUUGACGGGAUCCAGAAGGAUGGGUUGUUGGAUGUGUAUGAUGAUAUUUUGAUGGGUAAGUGCGCUGAAAAAUGUGCCUCGGACCAUGAAUUCUCCAGAGAAGACCAAGAUAACUAUGCCAUUAAUUCCUAUAAAAAGGCACAGGCAGCUGUUUCUGCCGGUAAGUUCCGCAGUGAGAUUGCUCCUAUCACCGUUAAGGGGUUCAGAGGGAAGCCAGAUGUGGUGGUGGAGCAUGACCAAGAGCCAAAGAACUUCAACGAGGCCAAGCUCAAGAGUGCCAGAACUGUGUUCCAAAAGGAAAACGGAACCGUUACUGCUCCCAAUGCAUCCAAGUUGAAUGACGGAGGAGCAGCCGUGAUUUUGGUGAGUGAGUCGAAGUUGAAGGAAUUGGGCUUGAAGCCAUUGGCCAAGAUUUCCGGCUGGGGUGAGGCUGCUACCAAGCCCGUGGACUUUACCAUUGCCCCAUCGUUGGCAGUUCCAAAGGCCUUGAAACACGCCAAGUUGUCGUACGAGGAUGUGGAUUUCUUUGAGUUUAAUGAGGCUUUUUCGGUGGUGGGAUUGGCCAACGCAAAGAUCUGUGGUCUUGACUUGGAUAAGAUCAACGUGUACGGAGGUGCUGUUGCCUUGGGACACCCAUUAGGAUGUUCAGGAGCCAGAAUUGUCGUUACGUUGUUGAACGUAUUGACCCAAGAAGGUGGAAAGUUGGGGGUUGCCGGUAUUUGUAACGGUGGAGGAGGAGCCUCAGCCAUUGUUAUCGAGAGACUCGAUCACGACUCAAAGUUGUAGGUGCAAUUGCCUAGUUCUAGAAAUGUAUAUUUCGUGUUUUUCG
Yamadazyma tenuis ATCC 10573 is the source of this 1288-nucleotide messenger RNA. NCBI's taxonomy places the organism in Eukaryota, Fungi, Ascomycota, Pichiomycetes, Serinales, Debaryomycetaceae. The record is from RefSeq and is a predicted model, not a curated record.